AUGGGUCGUGCUCGUGCAGCAAAGCAUAGCCACGCCAUCAGGCACGGAGAGGCAAUUGGAGCAAAUUUGAAGCGGGCGCUAGUAUUAUUCUACAACGUAACUUAUUAUCACAGCCUAAUAUCCAUGAUGUGGAUCUGGAUUCAAAACUUUGCUGAUAUUGGUCUCUCGUAUAAUGUUAGCGGACAGCAUGAUAUCAACAUUCAGGUCAUCGAUGCAUAUUUGCACAAAACAAAGCAGAUGUGUGUAAUUAGCCCCGCGUCUGCAACGAGCUGGAAUUUGAUCACAUAUGGUGCUAGCUUGCUGGAUUCCAGCUUACCUGAGGACUAUGCGGAUGGAGGAAGGGUACUAACUAUGCUGAUUGAUAAGGAUAUACCAUCACAUAUAAGACGGCUGCUGAUCAGGUCACCAAGACACAGAAUACAGAAGCUGAUUGGAACCCUUGCAUGGAGAAGCCCAGAAGAGCGAGAGAUGAGAUGGCAUGCAGUGAGGAUUAUGGAGCAUCUCGCUGGUGACAUCAACCUCGCUCACUUUCCAGGAGCAUUGGAAUGCAUAUCCUCCCUCUUCGAUCAAGAAACUCUCUCUUUGACAUUUGUUGCUCCACAAGGAACUGAUCAGGAUUUGGUUUUGCCAGGCCUGAGAAUUCUAGAGAACCUAGCUCACGACAGACAUAACUGCACAUUGAUAUACAACACCAAGGAUCUUCUUUCAAAAAUAGUAGCACCCGUCAGCUCUGACAAAUUAACAGAAGAUAUCAAGAACAGCGCUGCAUGGACCAAGGUAGUAGAUGGAUCACUGAAAGUGGUGAGCCGGCUCAUGGGUUCUUCAGGAAGCACCGGCCAAGACAUGUGCAAGCAAAUUGCAGAUGAUAAUGAUGCAGUCAAAAACUUGGAGGCCGUUCUAGACAUGGAUAUGAAGAGCAAUGAUGGUAUCAUAGAGUUACAGAUGAGAGCUAUAGAGGUUCUGACACAAUUAGUCUUGCAUCAUCCAGCAUGUACUUCUGCAGAAGAACUUAUCAAGAGGGCACUGCACAUCUUCCUUACUGCAGAUUGGAUGGAAGAUUAUCUGAAAGAUGAGAAAAGGAAGAUCGAGCACCAGACUACAAGUCAUGUGCAAAAGAAGAUGAAAGAAGCCAAGGAAACUGCAAGCCGGCUCAAAGAACAGGCUGGUGCAACAUUGGCCAUGCUGUCCAGUGAUUCAGAGGCUAUCAAGAGUUUCACAGGAUGUAAUGAUGAUGUCAAUAAUCUUACUGAAUUACUCGACACCGACAUCAAGACCAUCAACUGCAAAAUAAGUGCAACAGAUACUGUGAAAAUAGAGAUCAGCAUUGCAUGCCGUAUUAGUGCAGCAGUCAUCUUGAAGCAUUUGAGCAACUAUGUCAAGGAACCAACUUUACGGAAGGUACUCAGACAAUUGCUUCCUGUACAACAAGACGAGCAGAGCCAUAGCAAGCACAGGAGGCUACAAGCACCGCUGUUAUCACUCAUCACAGUGAUUCGUGCAAACUCCAAUCUUAGUCUUAGACCAAUCUUAAUGUCGCAGAGGCCGGCGGAUACCCUGGAAGAGUUAGUGGUGAGGCUCAAAAGGAUGGCGGACAACAUGUACGCCACCCCUGCGUGCCUCGCGAUACAGAAGCUUACUUGCCAGAUGGUUAUAGAUUUCAUGAAGGAUGAUGGAAAUGUCAGAGUGAUCGACCAGCACAAUAUCGUUGGCACAUUACUGAAGGCUUCAGAGAUGAUGGUGGGCCUUGAGAACAGCAUUCUUUUCUCUGGAGUCGAUCCUGACUGCUAUGGGGUUCCUCUAAGGCCUUUCUCUAAAGUUCUCGCUAAAAAUGCCGAAGAUCUUUUGACACAGAGGAAACAAGCACUUGGCAUCAACAAUGUGCCUGCCGGAUUUCUGCAGCAUGAUGGAAACGUCGAAGUGAUUGACAGGCACAAGAUCAUUGGCGCAUUACUGGAGGCUUCAAAUGUGAUAGACGGGCUUGAGAGUAGCAUGCUUUUCACUGGUGCUGAAUGCUGA
Molecule: messenger RNA, 2016 nt
Organism: Triticum aestivum (bread wheat)
Lineage: Eukaryota; Viridiplantae; Streptophyta; Magnoliopsida; Poales; Poaceae
Exons: 3
Coding region: 1-2016 (671 amino acids)
Source: RefSeq, a predicted model, not a curated record